AUGGCUUCCGAAAAAUCAAAUAAUCCGUACUUCAACGGUUCUCAUCAAUUCAAUCAACGAAAUGAUAGCCCACCUUCGGUCCAUACGUUACUAUCGGAGGACAUCGACAACACUGAAGAACAGCCCCCCGCAUAUACGAACUCAAAUCCUGAAGUCACAACGAGGGCGGAAAAGUCGUCAGCACCUGCAUCAGAACCUUUACAGGAAUCAUCACGAUCCGCACAAUCACAAACAGCAUCCACCAAAAAACCAGUAGCCAUUCCCGCAGUGGAUUCCUCUUUCGACUCACCCUUCAUGCGCGCGUAUGCACCGGUAUUAAAAGACUACAAACUACCGCAAGAAGUCUUUCUCGAUUUUCUGGACAGAUUGAAUAAAGCAAUCGCAAGCAGCCCGCCCUUGCAAGUCCUCGAUGCCACGGGUGGAGUUUUGAGCGCUGUUCCCAUUCUUUUCCCUCUCCAUUGGAUCGGAUCUGCUGUUAGCGGGAUCGCCAAGUUGGGAAACUCGGGGGUGUCUAAAAGUCGUACAGACAAUUUGCUGAAAGAUGCGAACAAGGAUAUAUUCGGUCCGAGGGGGUUGAAGAUUGAAGUCGCUAAGUUGGAUGCUCUUGCACAUAUUGCUAAGAUUCCCAUUCUCGACUCAAGAGGGAAAGUUAGUCGUCAAGCUCCGUUGUUGCAGCAAUUGUCGGCCGUCGAAGCACAUCCAGAUGGUUCCAGUGCUGCAACGGAGGGAAACAUUGAAUUGGCGAUGGAUGCACAGCAAAGACGUCUUCGGAUACUGCGGCCGUGGAUAGCGGACCUGGAACUUGAUAUAUUACCCUGGACUUCACAGUCAAAAUUGACUCGAUUCAAUGCGGCACUCAAGAAACACAAUGGUGCAGAUGAUAGAGAUUCGAAGGGGAAAAGGAGGCGUGACAGAGACUACAAGCAAAGUCGUCUGAAUGGAAACGAAGGUCAAGAUGACGACGAAGAAGAAAUUGAACCGUUUCGCAAAUGUCUCUGGCUUAUUAUCCGAGAGGUUUAG
This is a messenger RNA of Talaromyces amestolkiae, 1020 nucleotides long. RefSeq lists its product as uncharacterized. Bases 1 to 1020 code for a protein of 339 amino acids. The record is from RefSeq and is a predicted model, not a curated record. The transcript has a single exon. Lineage: Eukaryota; Fungi; Ascomycota; Eurotiomycetes; Eurotiales; Trichocomaceae.